UCUCUCUCUCAAUCUCUCUCUCUCUCUCUAAAGCUCUCAGAGAGAAAAAAAAGCGAAGCAAAAGCUGAGAGUGAAGAACGAGAAUGCUGAGAGUGAAGACGAAAGAAGAAAAGGCGAGGCCGCGUGAGUAGUACUUACCGUGUGGUUGCAGUAACACCUUAAGCAAUGGUGAGGCCGAUUCGUCUUCUUCAUCUUCAUCGUCUUCUUCAGUGGCUUCUCAUCUUCUGCUCCGUUUUCUCUUCGGCUUCGGCCAAGCAUGCGCCUUAUGCUAUGCGCAUAAACUGUGGAGCGCGUCAUGAUGUCCAUACAGCACCAACCAAUACACUGUGGUAUAGGGAUUUUGGAUAUACAGGGGGAAUUCCUACCAAUGCCUCCCUCCCAAGUUAUGUCAGUCCUCAUCUUGAUACGCUCAGAUAUUUUCCACUGUCUGAAGGGCCUGAGAAUUGUUAUGUUAUCAAGAAUGUUCCUAAAGGGCGUUACUCAGUGAGGAUAUUCUUUGGAUCGGUUGUAUCUAAAAGCGAUGAUCUUGAACCCUUGUUUGAUAUUUCUGUUGAGGGUACUCUGAUUACUUCGCUAAAAUCAGGUUGGAGCAACGAGGAUGAACAGGUUUUUGCUGAAGCUCAAGUGCUUCUUGCAGAUGGCUCUGUUUCUAUCUGCUUUCAUAGCACUGGUCAUGGUGACCCAGCAAUCCUUGCCAUUGAAAUUCUUCAAAUUGAUGAUAAAGCAUACCAGUUCAGCCAACACUCAGCUCAAGGGGUAAUUCUUAGAACAGUGUCAAGAUUGAGUUGUGGUGAUGGAAGGCCAAAGUUUGGUGCUGACUAUGGUGGGGAUCCGUGGGGUGGUGAUAGGUUUUGGAAACCCAAAAAAAGCUUUGGUCAGAGUGCUGAUUCGGCAAUAUCCACCGAGACCAGCAUUAAGCAAGUUUCAAAACCACCUAACUUUUAUCCAGCAGGACUUUAUGAGAGAGCAAUCGUGAGCUCCAGCAGUCAGCCCGAUUUGGAAUAUACUGUUGACGUUGAUCCUAACAGAAACUAUUCAAUCUGGUUACACUUUGCCGAGAUAGAUCUGAGGAUCACUGGUGUAGGUCAGAGGGUAUUUGAUAUUAUUAUAAAUGGAGACAUUGCAAUCGAAGAGGUGGAUGUUAUCAAACUGAGUGGGGACCGAUAUGCAGCUCUUGUACUCAACACAACUGUUGCGGUCAGUGGGAGGAGUUUGACAAUCACCUUGCGACCUACAAAAGGCAAUGCUAUAAUCUGUGCGAUUGAGAUAUUUGAAAUUCUAGUCGCCGAGUCGAAAACUUUACCAGAUGAAGUAAAGGCUCUACAGACAUUGAAGAGUACGUUAGGGCUCCCCGUACGGUUGGGGUGGAAUGGUGAUCCUUGCGUUCCCCAACAGCACCCAUGGAGUGGAGCAGAUUGCCAGUUUGAUAAAAGUACCAGCAGAUGGGUUAUUGACGGACUGGUUCUCGAUAAUCAAGGUUUAAAGGGCUUCUUGCAAGAUGAUAUCUCAAAAUUGCGUCAUUUACAGAGCAUAAAUCUUAGUGGAAAUAAUAUACAUGGACCAAUUCCAUCCUCGCUUGGAGCAAUAACAAGUUUGGAAGUUUUGGACCUCUCAUAUAAUUCCUUUAAUGGAUCAAUCCCUGAAACACUUGGACAGUUGACCUCCUUGCAAAGAUUAUAUCUUAAUAGCAAUUCUUUGUCUGGAAGGGUUCCAGCUGCUCUGGGAGGAAGGCUUCUGCACAGAGCUAGCUUUAACUUUACUGACAACCAUGGGCUUUGUGGUAUGCCUGGAUUGCGAACAUGUGGGCCACACCUUACCGUUGGUGCGAAAAUAGGACUUGCAUUUGGUGUCUUGGGGGUUUUUCUUCUCAUCGUUAUAUGUUCAAUCUGCUGCUGGAAAAGGAGGCAGAAUAUACUGCGAGCACAGCAAAUGGCUGCAAGAGAAGCUCCAUAUGCAAAAAAGAGGACCAAUUUAUCUCAGAACAUUCAGCUUUCCAGGCACCAUAAUCAUCAUGGCCAAUCGCGGACAGCAGCUGAGAAUGGACCUAUCUUGCUUUCAUGAUCCAAGAAACAAAACAUUCAACUCACCUUAAUUACUUUAUCUGGUCGAAAGUCAGCUAUUGCAUGAGUGCCCGGACUGAGUUUGAUCCAGGACAUGACUCCCCGACCAUCCAACAUAUGGACUUGCAUGGUUUCAUCGGUACAGUUUCGCACAACCUUGAUAUUUAAGUAACACCUAGAGGAUCCAGUAGAAAAUCACUUACAGAAGAUCGGAUCCCUCAUUCAGUGCCAUAUGUUGUACAUUGCUCCAAUUCUCUCUCCUUUCCAGUUUUGAUAAAGUUUUUUACAGACGGAGGAAGUGAUGCAUAUAGAGAUCAAAAUGUUACUUCUUCCCAAUA
Molecule: messenger RNA, 2398 nt
Organism: Argentina anserina (silverweed cinquefoil)
Lineage: Eukaryota; Viridiplantae; Streptophyta; Magnoliopsida; Rosales; Rosaceae
Product: receptor-like protein 4
Exons: 9
Coding region: 166-2061 (631 amino acids)
Molecular function (GO): protein binding
Source: RefSeq, a predicted model, not a curated record